This is a messenger RNA of Propithecus coquereli (Coquerel's sifaka), 1647 nucleotides long. It is a transcript of the gene COQ10A, whose product is annotated as coenzyme Q10 homolog A (S. cerevisiae). The coding region runs from base 264 to 1007 and encodes 247 amino acids. The transcript has 5 exons. Gene Ontology annotation, molecular function: ubiquinone binding. Gene Ontology annotation, biological process: ubiquinone biosynthetic process; cellular respiration. The record is from RefSeq and is a predicted model, not a curated record. NCBI's taxonomy places the organism in Eukaryota, Metazoa, Chordata, Mammalia, Primates, Indriidae. Gene Ontology annotation, cellular component: mitochondrion.
CCUUCCUCCCUCGCCCAGUCCUGAGCCAUGGCAACGGCGUGACGUGGGGGAUACCGAGAGCUGUGGAACAUUGGUACCGGCUUCAGUUCUAGCCUACCCGGCCGCCUGGACGGGAGCAGGGCAGGGAUCCGCAGCCUCGCGCCGCCCCUGCGCUCGGGGGGCCGCCGGGGACCCGCUCGGCUGCCGCUUCCUGCCUCUCCUCCUUUGGAGUGAGUAGGGAGCAGCCAGUGUCGGAGCCGAGAGGGCCAGGCAGGGUCGCGCGCAUGGCCUCGACGGGCGCGCGGCGACUCCCCGCUGGGACCCGCGCGGCUGCCCAGCGCUGCGGCGUCCUCUCCCUCCGCCCGGGUGCGCGCCCGGCCCCGCCCCCAGGCCCUCUGCUACAGCCGCGACCAAUGAGGUUUCUGAUCUCCUGCAGCCUCUUCUGGCCUAGGGCUACCCAGGUCUUGGCAGCUGAAGCUCGCUCACCUCCCAGCCGUUCUUUCAUGGGCUUUGCUGCCCCCUUCACCAACAAGCGAAAGGCUUACUCAGAGCGUAGGAUCAUGGGGUACUCAAUGCAGGAGAUGUAUGAGGUGGUGUCCAAUGUCCAGGAGUAUCGCGAGUUUGUGCCGUGGUGUAAGAAGUCUCUGGUGAUAUCCAGCCGUAAGGGUCACCUGAAGGCCCAGUUAGAGGUUGGCUUUCCACCUAUCAUGGAACGUUAUACCUCUGCGGUUUCCAUGGUCAAACCUCACAUGGUCAAGGCUGUUUGUACUGACGGCAAGCUCUUCAACCACUUAGAGACCAUUUGGCGAUUCAGCCCUGGUAUUCCUGCCUACCCCCGAACCUGCACCGUGGACUUUUCGAUUUCCUUUGAAUUUCGUUCUCUGCUGCACUCCCAGCUGGCCACCAUGUUUUUUGAUGAGGUUGUCAAACAGAAUGUUGCUGCCUUUGAGCGUCGGGCAGCCACCAAGUUUGGUCCAGAAACAGCCAUCCCCCGUGAACUGAUGUUCCAUGAGGUGCACCAGACUUGAGGCAAAGGAUUAUUCCUUAGCUUCUCCUCUACUCCCCUUCCUCACCCAAUCCUUAUUUAUUUGGUUUGGUUCCUGUUCCUGUGAGGAGUCUAUGUUCAUAAAUACUGUUCCUCCCCUCAAUUCCCCAGAAAUUGGUCUCUAUGCUGGUUGUAAAUGCUGGGGGAAAGAAAAGGCAGGGAGUAUGGAAAUGCGACAUGCCUAGGAAAGGAUCAGGCCCAUGCUGAGAGCCCCAUAUGCCUGCAGCCUUUUCACAAUGAAUUAGCAUCAGGACUGUGUGGUUAUCUUUGGGCCCUGUCAGGGUACCUUAGUUUCUGACUAGGGGAAGACAGGAACUUUUCUAAGAAUAAAUUGAGCUUUUCUUCUGGCACAGAGGUACUGGGUGGUAAAUAACUUGUUCUGCCUGAGAUUCCUCAGGAGAAAAGGCAACUUGCCCCUGACCUGAAAUCUGUAAGGCCUAAUUUAAGAGUAUUUCCAUGUUGCUAGGCUAGGAGUGAGCAAGGGGCUUUCUUACCACCAGUGCCACAGGACCCAGGAGGAAAAAAAGCACUGAACAGAACUGUCUUUGUACUCUUGGGUUGUACCUUAUUCUUCCACUUGGCCUGAGUUUUUAUAAAAUUUCAAUAAAUUGUGACAGUGUGAA